UUUAUGAAAUGAUUAUUAAAAGUUUAUUUUUCAAUUUAUUUUCUUUCUUUUAUAAUUUUAGUUUGGAUAAAUAAUUAUUUAGUUGCUUACAAAUUUUAUAGUAAAUUGAAAAUAAAUUUAAAAGCAUUUUUAUAUUCAGCAAGCUAUCUGCAACUUUAAUAAUAAUUUAAAGUGGACCUGUUUAUAAAUAAAUAAUAAAAUAUGGACAAAUUUGCAACGUUGGUGCUAACUCUCGCCUAUUUACACUAUGCUCUAAGUUUCGAUUCGAGAAAUGUAGUAUUUGUAAUAGUAAGUCAAAGUGAGCCGUACCACGCAAGCGUCGCCGGGCGGCUCAAACAAGACAUCGAAAGCCAAAUUUUAGAGAUAGAUAAGCAUCAACCAAAUAUCCAUAUAACCCACGAAGACUUUCCCGUGCCGGGUGCAUGGACCAUAAUACCGCUGCUGAGGCCAUUAAUAUCCAGGUAUAAGGACACUGACGUACGAUGGGUAUUAUUCAUGGAGCCGCACACGGCCGUCAGGUGUCGCAAUCUGUUGCAGGCGCUGCACGCCGCUGACAAACAGGAGGAUGUAAUGUGGGUUGGUUACCCGUUGAGUGAUGAAGAACCAACCAUAAUUCAUCACUUCACUUUCUACGAGGACCUAGAGGAGGAGGGUGGGUUCGUGUACCCGAAUUUCGCAAGCGGUUUCGCCAUGAGGAUGCAGCUCAUAGCUUCAUUCCUCAAACAAGUUGAAGGUGGCGCACGUAAAUUGGAAGCAGAUUUCUCAAUAGAUCCAGCGUUUGAGCUCGCGCAACUGGUGUACGGUGGUGCAGACAACCCUGGACCUCUCCUCACGCCAGAGCUCAGCUUCUGUGUGGUGUCUGGUGAUAACUGUGCCACGUAUCCUCGCCAGUUCGAUAUAUGUGGCAGUGCCAUAUCUGAGGAAUCGAUAUUCUUCGCUGUAAAGACUUGGAGUGGCUUCCACUCCACCAGAGCGAAGGUGGUGAAGAAAACUUGGGGAAAACAUGUGACCAAUCUGUUGUUCUUCAGCGAUAAACCGGAUCCAUCCCUCCCCGCCAUAGACACGGGCGUGCCAAACUCCAAAACAGGACACUGUUUAAAGACUGUCUCCAUUUUGAAAUACGUGGUCAAUAAAGUUCGAGAUAUGCCCCACAUAAAAUGGAUAUUCCUCGCUGAUGAUGAUACCAUACUGGGUGUUCAGAGACUGUGCGAGGUUCUAAGUUGCUACCGGGGCGGUAGUGACGUCACUAUAUUAGGGGAACGGUAUGGUUACGGCUACGGGAAAAAGGAGUCCGAUGGUAAAGGUUACGACUACAUAACUGGCGGUGGCGGGACGGUGCUAAGUGUCCGCGGUGCGCAGCUGGUGGCGAGCUGUGCUUGUGGCGGCCGCUCCGCUCCCGACGACAUGACGCUGGGCGCGUGUGCCGCGCACCGCCUCAACAUCACGCUGGUGCACUCGCCGCUGUUCCACCAGGCGCGACCACAAGAUUACUCGCUUGAGGUGAUCGCUCGCGACCGUCCCGUCUCAUUCCAUCGCCACUCGUCGCCAGAACCUCUCAGGGUGUACGCCACAUGGUUCCAGCAUGACGACAUGGCGCUGAAACGGAAACGGACGAAAGACGAGCUUUAGCCGACUGAAUAGAGAUCAAAUUUAUUUGUCACUAGUUACCAAAUGCGGUUUCAAAUAUUUGAUGAUAUUUGGAUAUAUUUUGAACAUGUUGGAGGAUAUAAAAGCGUAUCAGAUAUGUUUUGCUAAUCUUGUUUUAGGAUGAUUUGAAAUAUAAUAUGUUCCCUAUGGUUGCGACCAGGGUUGGCAACUUUCGAAAGGAUCAACCCGGGAGAAAUUUAUAUUUAAGAUUUUUUUUAAGGGGGGGGGGGGUUUAUUAAAAUAGAAAAACCGUAGAAAUUAUUGCGUUCUGGCUGGUCGGAAGGUUAACCAUUAUUACCAGAGUCUCCCGGACGGUCCGAGAGAGUAGGCAACCCUAGUUACCUAAGAUAUUGCAUAAAAUAAACAAUGAAUGCGAACUUUGUGUUUUAAAAAUUCUAGGAAUGCAAUAUGUGCAGAUUUUAAAAAGAUGGUAAGUAAAUAAUGAAUGUUUUAUAUUUGUUUUCUUUUAUAUUUAUCUAGUUUUAUAUAAAAUUAGUCAUUAAGUUUAUACAAGUUAAUCCUAAUAUGAUAUGUUCAUUAUAUCUAAAUUUUUAAUUAAAAAUUUAUAGUCCAAAACUUUGUUAAACAUUAGUUGUAAGCAAAAUUGUCGGCAAUAAUAAAUCUAUUAAUUUAGAAAUUAGUCAUCACGCAUAUUUACUAUUUUUACUUUUUAAAAUUGCUCUCUA
This is a messenger RNA of Achroia grisella, 2333 nucleotides long. Its product is annotated as beta-1,3-glucosyltransferase-like. The transcript is spliced from 11 exons. The record is from RefSeq and is a predicted model, not a curated record. The coding region runs from base 202 to 1629 and encodes 475 amino acids. Gene Ontology annotation, molecular function: acetylglucosaminyltransferase activity. Lineage: Eukaryota; Metazoa; Arthropoda; Insecta; Lepidoptera; Pyralidae. Gene Ontology annotation, cellular component: membrane.